Gadus chalcogrammus (walleye pollock) is the source of this 4232-nucleotide messenger RNA. It is a transcript of the gene efcab7, whose product is annotated as EF-hand calcium binding domain 7. The record is from RefSeq and is a predicted model, not a curated record. The transcript has 14 exons. Gene Ontology annotation, molecular function: calcium ion binding. Bases 297 to 2201 code for a protein of 634 amino acids. Lineage: Eukaryota; Metazoa; Chordata; Actinopteri; Gadiformes; Gadidae.
AACAUGACGUGAGGCUCGUUCCUUCCCUGUUAUCUGUUGUUGAUCCCGGUCAUUUUGGAGUUUGCGGGGGGGAAACACCAUGCUACAUACGAUUAUUUUCUGUUAUGUUACUUAUGGAAUGUGUUUAACCACAAUAUAAGAGAGAAAUACACAUACAACAGUAACGGUGAAGUGGUGGAACCUUGUUUUAAUGUGUCCCCUUCGGUGUAGUUUGUGCGGUGCACCGUUUGAUUACCUAGCAACCGGAACAGUGGUAAACGUUGUAAGACAUGUUAACGUGUUUGUUUUGACAAAGGAUGUUUUCUCCAGCCUCAUCUCAGCCUCUUGAUGAAGAGACCUUCUACCUGAAGUGUAGAGCUGUCUACAUCUCUGUAUUUAGAUCCAGUUUGACGAGUAUCACUUCAAAACAACAGUUAUGCCGUGUUCUCCAAUUGGCUGGAAGGAAUCCCUCACUUAAAACUCUCAGCAAGUACUGGACGCCAGCCACUUCCAAUCUCAAUUUUGAUGAUUUCUGUGAGAUACUCAAGUUGGAAAAGCAGACGGAUGAAAAUGAGCUUUUGAGAAUUUUCAAAGGAAUGGAUGCAAACGGAGAUGGCUUUAUAUCGCACAGUAAACUGGAAAAAGCCCUAACAGCAAGUGGUGAGAAGAUGACAGCUGAGGAGAUCAGCGCCAUUUUCUCAAUAGCUGAUGCCAACAAAGAAAGCAAAUUAGAUUAUGCAGAGUUCUGCCGAAUGCUGGCUACAACGGCAGAGCGGUGCCAGUCCGAGGCUCUCGAGAGGCUGGAGGCCGAUGCCAAGAUGAGAAGGCAGAACUUUGGCAGCCAGAUAGAUGGCAAUCCAAAGAGUGCCACGUACUCGUCUGCAUCCCCCUCAGCAGCAGUACCCACAGCGACAACAGCAACCCUCCCCCAGCCUCCAUCGGAAUCACAGAGGCAAGAUUCUGACCCGGCACUCAAAAAAGAGAGUCGAACGCCGUCCCGCGUCUCCUCUGCACGCAGCCGCCGGUCGUCCCUAUCGUCGACCGGCGUCACCAUGACCGCCAGCAGCGUAAAAGCCAGUGGAAAGACACUGGAGCCCGCAGCGUUACAGAACUGGCAGCAUGUUGGUGUUAGAGGGUGCUUCUUCCUGGAGGAGGAGGAGGGCAGCAUCAGCUCCCUGCAGUACCGCUUCCACCUGCCCCAGCGGUCGUCCGUCUACCUCAGCAUCCAGCCCCUCAGCCUGGGCCAUCACACGCCUGACAAGGUUUCCUCAGGGAGCUGGAUGACGGUAGACACUGCUAUCUUCGUAACGUCAGCAGGGCAAAGCAAAGAGGAAUGUAACCUUGUGUGUUUCACAGAGGCCAGGGAUGAAGAAAGGUACGUGUGGCGUGGAGAGCUUGCCGCUGGGAGCUACUUCCUGCUGCCCUUCACCAGCGGCUGCAGGCUGAGGAGGAGGAGAAGAACGGCCACGCCAACCAAACCAGAACCACUGGUGUACCGCACAGACAGUGGGGAGCUGGAUCUUACCAGGGCGCUCCGGGAGGCGCUGUCUGACAUCUUUGACGUGAUCGACCUCGAUGGGAACGGCUUAAUCAGCCUAGAGGAGUACAACUUGUUUGAGCUAAGGACCAGCGGGGAGAAGUGUGACGAGGAAGCCUGGGCUAUCUGUAAAGAGACCUUUGACACCAGGAGGAACCAGCUGACCCGGCAGGGCUUCAUGGAGCUGCACCUCAUGGAGGCCACAGAGAAGGACGGGGACCCGUCGGACCUCUGGCUCACCCUGGAGGCCAUGGGCUACAACCAGGCCCUGGAACUGGUGGAGGCGUGUCCGUUCCAGAUGGACGUGCACUGUGAGGGCUGCCCUCCGUCCCUCCAGCCGCUCAGCCUGGACUGGGGCUCCCGGCUGCUGAACCAGGCCCUGCAGAAGUCCAUCGUGGCCUCAGCGGGGGAGGCCCGGGCCCUCAGGGGCCACGACAACGUCCUGGUGUACACCUACCGGGGGGACCACCGGAUCUCCUCCCUCGUGGCCAACAAGGGCAUCCAGAAAGUGACUGUGCACGUGAACAAUGAGCACAGCAAGAAUUGCUGCAGCAGCAGAGGCAUGAGUGUGUUUGCUGUGGAGGUACCAGCCAAAACCAAGAUGGUUCACCAGCAUGUCCUACCCAUCAACGAGAGACAGGAGUGGACCUACUGCUGUGUGGAGAGCACCCUGCCCAGCCAAUGAAGUUCUACAGUGUGACUGUAAUAUGAUCUUUAAUAUUUAUCAAAAUGUGAAUCUAUAAUCUUUAUCUAUAAAUUGCAUUUAUUGAUAGCACUAAUGUGAUGGCUCAAUGUCGAUUUAUAAGUUAUCUUGUUUAUAUUUGCAUAUACAUAUUUUGAAGGUACUGUAAGCUAGUGUUAUGUUUGUUUCAUGUUUAAUGUAAAGUUUUAAGAAUGGCACGCACUCAAAACCGUCUGAAAAUUAUGAAGGUGUAUUCGUAUAGUUUAUCAUCCUUAUGUGUGUUCACACCAAAAGCGGUGCGAAUAUUUGCACCACAUGUUCGCGCAAGUUUGAUCGCACACACUUCAAUACUCUGUGCAUGUCUAGGAAUAGCGGCUUACCUCUUGUGAACGCCAAAGUUUCUUUCCUCCAAUUAAUUCUCAACCAGGGCUUAGAUAACAACCUACUACGAGUCUUUUGUCGAAAAACCCAAUGCAGAGGCAUCCGUAGGCGCACACAGCUCUUGUGUAGCGUCGACAAAGGUACCAUAUGGGAGUCCUGUUUUCAAUAAAGUAUUAAACCACCACCCUAAACAUCUCUGGUGCGGUGGCGACACCUAGGCAUACAACAACUAUUGCAUCCCACAUAUUGUCACUGGAAAGGACCAAGGAGGGGGCCAGAAAGUCCAACUAAUAAUAGUCCGAACUCUCCCAGGAUCCUUGGAAGGGUAAUUUCAACUUGAGCAAAGUGUUAGAAUCGUGCAAAUACGCAUUAACUAGGUUGUUCGCGUCAUGCCAGUCAUCUAUUCUUGACACAUUUUUCUGGCCGAAAAUUUGCCUCUAAACGUGUCUUGCAUUGACUUUGUAUGGAUUCUUGCCGCACUUUCUUUUUUGGUAUGAAGGCACCAUGUAAGAUGAUAAUAGACAGAUAAUGUAAGCAUUGAUUUUCUAAGAGAAUUUAUAUAAAUUAAUAUCUCAUGUUCCUAGUGCCUUUAUGAGACCCUUUAAGUUGAUAUCAUCUAAUGCCUUCUACAUUUGUUACUUGCCAUGUCCAAAAGUAUUUCACUGUUCAGAACAACCCUGCGUUAUAUAGUGUAUAUGACAAAUAAAACACUGACUUUGAUAUGUCUUGUGUAAAAUCUGACAAUCAAUUUUAUUUAAUUACAUUUCAGUUUUUUUUAUUUUUUUUAUAACAUCAGCUGUGUAAUCACAGUAAUCUACCCAUGCAUGUUAUAGUGGAAGAAGCUUUCAAAAGUAAUUUAAUAAGUGUAUUUCUACAGUGGCAUCUCUACACUGUGUUAAUUUGACACCUUUACAGAUACUUUUUUUUUUUACUACUGGCCGAGUUUGUGUUCACCAAGUAGGCGCUUACAGAUCCCUGCUUCAUGCCACAUGAUUGAUCGAAACAAAUCUGAAGCAAAAAAGAAAUGCCCCUUUCACCCACAUUUGAGCUUGACCGUGGUCGCACUUUAGAUAAACGUGUAGUUAGCAGAGAUCCCAGGACACCCCCACAGUCUUAAAGUGCUGAGCGUGGACAGGGUGGCUGGCACUGAAGAGGCAUUCCUGCAGUCUGAACUUCAUUCACCCUAGACCUUUCUCAACCCAGCGCAGGCAUGACCUUCUAUUUAUACCCUCCAAAGCCUUUAUUGUGCCCUUUGACUUUCUCUGCUGAAACAGUAGAGCCACCACAUGACAUAUGAGAUGUAUGCAUAACCUCCUCCCCCCAUGUAUGGUGUUCUUUAUUCAGUGCAGAAGAACAACACACCCCUUGCCUGGCAGGGCCACGGAAUGGAACUGAAUGGAACUUUUAAUGAUAGAAUAAUAAAAGUGUUAUCAUAGUGAGUGAGUGUGUGUGUGUGUGACAAGGUUUCACUAAGUCAAACCUUGUUCUAGUAAAGUAUUAUGUGUGUUUCAAUUUCGACAAGAAAAAUCACAGAAGCUGGGAAACAGCAUAGUGUCGACGUCCUGAGGCGCUUCAAAGUUUGCUUGUCUUUUUUGUACAAAUGUAUUUUGAAAGCAGGUCAAUAGAAGUAAAUAGUUUUAUAAUAGUGUGUAU